AUGCCGGCAGCCGCUACAACAGUCGUGGCAGCCAAACAGCAGGUCAAGGCCGUCGCCUUCCUGGCAGCUCAAUGUCCCUUGCAGAAUGAGCUUUCUUUCCCGGAAUUGGAUGUUCCGAACGACCUUUUCCCCUCGCACGAGCCUCCCUUGACAUACUCUGAAGGCUCUCAAUCCCAACCACCUCCCAUGUCCCUUCCAGCCUCGACUUCCUCGUCCCCCAACUCGUCCACGCCGAGUGAUGCAGGUGUGACUCGGUCCAAGCCCGCGGUUUCGCGCAUUGAAAAGCGCCAAUUGAACACGAUGGCGGCGCGCCGUUAUCGCCAAAGACGUGUCGACCAGGUGAAUCAGUUGGAGGCCGAGCUCAAGAAGGUCAAGGAGGAGCGGGAUGCGUUGAAAAUGCGCGUCUCCAAGCUGGAGGGCGAGACGGAUGCUCUUCGAAGUCUUGUCGGGAGAGGAAGGAAGUAG
This is a messenger RNA of Aspergillus melleus, 465 nucleotides long. RefSeq names its product bZIP transcription factor. Gene Ontology annotation, biological process: regulation of DNA-templated transcription. The coding region runs from base 1 to 465 and encodes 154 amino acids. The record is from RefSeq and is a predicted model, not a curated record. Gene Ontology annotation, molecular function: DNA-binding transcription factor activity. The transcript has 3 exons. Lineage: Eukaryota; Fungi; Ascomycota; Eurotiomycetes; Eurotiales; Aspergillaceae.